CGGGUAUUUUUGGCUUUUCAGAUGGUACUCUGCUCUUCUGGGCGAAAGAAGCGUCAUUCAAAGUUGCGAAAUUGUUGGCCGUGUGUUGAAGAGAAAUCCGCGAGGUCGGAAUGAAAAUCUCGCGGCACAAACGAACGCAGCGCAUUCUCAGCUUCUACGCGAAUAACUUUGGCUUCCGAGAGCCGCACCAGGUCCUGGUCGAUGGCACGUUUUGCCAGCAAGCAUUGAAGAAUAAGGUGAAGAUCGUGGACCAGAUCCCAACUUUCCUGGGCGGACGAGUGGAGAUACUCACGACCAGUUGCGUGGUGGCUGAGGCUGAACAGUUGUUGCCUAUGACUUACGGAGCGUUCUCCAUCUUGAAGCAGUUUCCGGCCAGGAAAUGUGGACACAAAGAACCCAUCGGCGGGGCUCAGUGUCUGUUCACCAUGUUUAAACUGGGGAAUCCUCACCAUUACUUUGUUGCGACGCAGGACAAAGAGUUGCAAUCCAAAGCUCACAACAGGCCUCCAGUCCCUGUCAUUUACCUGCAUGGAGCGACUCCUACACUAGAGAAGCCGUCAGAGAAAUGCGAGCGGAAAGUGAACUCUCAAUUGUCAGAGAAAAUAAAUGUCGGAGAAAAGGAAAGCGAACUUUUGGAAGUGCUGAAGGAAGAACUCGGCGUGUCUGAGCCUGCAAAAAAGAAACGGAAACGCAAAGGUGGGCCGAACCCGUUGUCAUGCAAGAAGCCGAAAGUGGAUCGAAAAGAUGGCGAAGAUGCGAAUCAGGGUUCAGAAUUGCCGACAAAGAAGAAACGGAAGAGGAAGCGUGUGAAAAUUCCGAAGCAUGUGAAAGAAGCCUUGAAAGAUCCUGGAUUGUGAUCUUGAUUAAAGUUGUUAUUUUCUGACGAA
Molecule: messenger RNA, 887 nt
Organism: Notodromas monacha
Lineage: Eukaryota; Metazoa; Arthropoda; Ostracoda; Podocopida; Cyprididae
Source: the annotation of a GenBank genome assembly